This is a messenger RNA of Morchella sextelata, 1479 nucleotides long. RefSeq lists its product as uncharacterized. Lineage: Eukaryota; Fungi; Ascomycota; Pezizomycetes; Pezizales; Morchellaceae. The transcript has a single exon. Bases 1 to 1479 code for a protein of 492 amino acids. The record is from RefSeq and is a predicted model, not a curated record.
AUGUCAGCCGUCUCAGACCCCCAUGACCGCUCCGAAAUUACCGGAACAAACAGACUUCCACUACCAAAGGAGACACGCAGUGCAACCGUCACCAGAACAUCGACCCGCGAACGCACCGUCAUCUCCACAUUCACAAGCUUUGCAGCACUCCCCCAGCCAACAGAUGGUCCCGAAGGGGAGUUCCAACUGCCGCCAGUCCAGCCCAUAACGACGGCAUCUCUCACACCGCCGCCGCCACCACAGCCUACGGCUACAGAGGUUGUGGCGGUGGUCUCUGUACCUCCGGUUGAGCCGACACCGACAACCACCAUAUUCAUGAGACCGGGCAACACCGUGCCGACGCCGAGUACACUGAGAGUAAGUACCUCCACGACCAGCACGUCAACACCUUCUUAUACGACCACCAAAGCAUCAAACACAGAAGUAGGACUCCAUAUCGCCUCCACAACACCCAGCCCCAGCCCCGCGGGCAAAGAUGGCGGGGGAGCAACGCUCUCCCCCGCCCUCAUCGCUGGUAUCAGCGCCGGCGCCGCCGUUGCAAUCGUUGCCGCCAUCAUCGUCGCCUUAUUUUUCCAUCUACGCCGUAGGAAUCGGUAUGCGGUGAGCAAAACGACAAUGCUGAAACGGGAGAUUGGGAGGCCGGUGGUGAUAUCAACGUCAAAUGAGGCCGGAGGGUCGGCGGAGACCUUUUUUAAAUGCUCGAGCGAAGCAGGCGGCGAGAAGCCGAUGUUGUCCCCGCGCGAGAGCGAGGCGAUGUUACUAUCGCGGAACACCAGCCCUACUACACAGGCAUCGGGGUAUGAAUAUGGACGACCUGCAUCACUCCCCGACGCUGGGGUUGUUAAUAACGCAGCCAUCGCCCCCGGAGUCCGUACACCAGGAACCCCAGCCACUCCAUCCCCAACCUUCAUGCCAGGCUGUGGCUAUUACGGCGCCAUCCCGGUCAUUGUAGAGCCCCCAACACCCGCAGCACCAACACGGCCCGUGAGGCCUGUCCGACCCGCAUCAUCAUUCUACUCCCCCAAUGGCAACGACACAGAACCGUAUGCCGCCCAGCGCCUCGAUGACCCCCUCACCAACUACGCCUCCAGCGCCUACAGCGCCUACAUUGACGCUGGGAACCCAUACGCCAUGAGGCCGGUCCCGCAAAGAACUCUUAAUGUUCCCAAGAGUAGCCAUCAGAGUGAGCGGGUGCCGAGCGUGCUUUCGGGGGCGGAAAAACCGGAUUCGGCGAGUUACUACUCAGUUGGCUAUAUGAAUGAGUAUCUGAAGGGCGGGGCAGCGCGUGACUCGAGGAUGACGGCGCUCAGUGAGGAUGAGCCGGAUGGGGCGCUGAUUGGGUCGAUCUUGGAGCACUGUGAGUCCACCCCCCACCCUCGUCCUCGGCCUCGGCCUCGAGAGGAUGCAGAGGAGGAGUGGUAUGGUACGGGCGCGGGUAGUGGUGGAAGGAAUUUGACGGGUAGGGGUGUAGGUAGAUGA